Molecule: messenger RNA, 204 nt
Organism: Leishmania braziliensis MHOM/BR/75/M2904
Lineage: Eukaryota; Euglenozoa; Kinetoplastea; Trypanosomatida; Trypanosomatidae
Exons: 1
Coding region: 1-204 (67 amino acids)
Source: RefSeq, a predicted model, not a curated record
AUGAGGAAGAAUAUUUCCCUCAAGGAGUUUUCAACGACGCCGACAGUUUCGUACAUGCUUAGCAAGGAUGGCCACAACGUCGCUGCCGCAGCAGGUACUCAGGACUGUUCAAUGAAUCCGCCGCCGCAGCCCCUUCUCGCGGAGCGUCCGAAGCAGCAGCAGCCCGCGCCGGACGGGGAUGACGCCAUGUACGAGAUGGAAUAG